Onthophagus taurus is the source of this 948-nucleotide messenger RNA. Its product is annotated as GATA zinc finger domain-containing protein 8-like. The record is from RefSeq and is a predicted model, not a curated record. Lineage: Eukaryota; Metazoa; Arthropoda; Insecta; Coleoptera; Scarabaeidae.
UUACUCGUCUACGCCAGGUGUUACAACAUGAUAAAUCACGUACAAUACCCAAGUGCAAGAAUACAAAUGACGUUACAUACCGCGCAUAUAUAGUCAUAAGGUUUUUUUUCAAUCCCAUCAUUCCAAUUUACACCUUUCCACAAUGAAGAUAAUGAAGAGAUUAUUUUUCUUGGUUGUACUAUGUACACCAACGUUUACGGAACAAUUCCCUCCUUAUCCUCCAAGCGGUUGGCGACCUGAAGGUCCUGCAUUCGAAUUACCUAAUUUGCAAAGAAAUUUGCAAUUCAAUCAGAGGCAGGAGAUUCCCCAACAGGGCUACAGCCCCGUUACCUCUUUUGCCCUUCAAAAUCCUUACGAAGUUUAUGGCUCAGCUAAAAUUCAAACAACCGCAUCGAAUGUUGGAGAAAGCUAUCGUACCCAACAAGAAGGAUUUCAUCAGUUAACACCGAAAAUUCACGUCAAACAACCAUUCAAAUCUCCCCAUGAAAUAAAUAAUGACAGAAAUGAAUUAAUAGAACAAGAAAUGAGAUCAAGACAAAAUUCGAAACUUUUAAACGUUAACAAUUAUUUACCAAGCCCAGAAAAUUUUCCAAUUCAACGAAAUAAUAAUGAUUUACCAAAUAUUGAUAUUAGAAGUGGAUCAGAACAAAAUAAGAAUAAAGAUAGCAAUCCCAACAUUCGAACUGAAUUAAUUCCCAAUUUUCCAGAAUACAAUCCCAAUAUAACUCACGUAGAGGAUAGAGGAAAUCGACAUACACCUAGAUUUAACGAAAAUAAUAUCAAUCCUAAAAGAAAUAACACUCAAAGCGAAGUGGAUAAUAAUAACAAUAAUAAUGACGAAUUUGGGAAAAGAAUUCGAACGAGAAAAGUUAAAGUUAUCCGCAGAAAUAGAAAACCGUCAAGGGAAAGAGAAAAUUAAAUAAAAUGAUUUUUGUACAUAAUAUAAAU